Messenger RNA from Entrophospora sp. SA101, 226 nucleotides. NCBI's taxonomy places the organism in Eukaryota, Fungi, Glomeromycota, Glomeromycetes, Entrophosporales, Entrophosporaceae. The record is from the annotation of a GenBank genome assembly.
AUGAAAGGACUUUUUCAUGAUCCAGACAAGACCUUAGUACAAUGGCCUAAUACUGAAUUACACGAAAGCAAAAUAAGAAACUUAGCCAGUAGAGCAAAGCAGCCUGAUUUCACAGUUUCUUUAAUACAUCAACAACAAAUUGAUUCAGUGAUUUUUGUUGGAGAAGUAAGUCCACCUUCUGAAAGAAAUAAUGUUUUCAAAAAUUCAAAUGAUUUGAUCCAGUUAG